Molecule: messenger RNA, 1727 nt
Organism: Owenia fusiformis
Lineage: Eukaryota; Metazoa; Annelida; Polychaeta; Sabellida; Oweniidae
Source: the annotation of a GenBank genome assembly
AAUGAAUACACCUCCCAUGUUGGAUAACUGAAGAAAACAAUGCAUACCAAAUGUGUAUAUUUGGUUGCCUUGGCAUUGAUAAUAUAUUCCAGCAUCUACAUGUACAUAUUAAAGAGAAUAAAUUGCAAUAAACAAAUGCGCAAGGAAACACUGAAAUCAUCACUUCCCUGGGAUAUGGGUAAUAGGAAAACAAUUGUCACAAAAGAGGGAACAAAUGAGAGGCAAGAGACAAAAGCUGUCACACAAGAGGGAACAGAUGUCACGCAUGAAAGAUUAGAUGUCACAAAGGAGGUAUCAUAUAUGCUCCAGGGAUUAGAUGUAGCACAAAAAGAAUUAGAUGGCACAAAGAAGGAAUACAUCACAGUGUCUCAAGAAGAUACUAUUGCCACAACUGAAGUGUCAAAACCUACAGCAGUUCGUUAUAAGCCUUCACUUCCCCCUGUACUAUCUAUUUGUGAAAUAUCUCCUGACACUAUGGGCGAACAUAAUCACAGAAAUAUCACAGAUUUGGAAACAAAUACAACAUUGAUUAUGUAUAACAGAGUGCCAAAAUGUGGUUCAACAACCAUGGACUACUUUCUUAAACAUCUUUCCAAGAAAAAUAUAUUCUUCUACAAGAGAUCAACUGAGUAUAAUCACUGGCGACUGGAUACACAAAAACUAGAAAAAUUCAUCAAAUCAAUCAAAGAUAAAGUCCACAGAAUGUAUCCCUGUGAUAAAUUUGUAUAUGAUAGGCAUAUACACUAUAUUGAUUUUACCAUGUUUGGUAUAGGACAGCCACUGUAUUUUAACAUCAUAAGAGAUCCAGUCGAAAGAGCUCGAUCCCACUAUUACCAUAACAGAUUAAAGAAAGAUACUAAAAGGAUGAGACAGUAUAGCGCCUUUCAAAAAAAUCAAACUUUCGAGGACUGCAUUUCUGAAAGUUUGGAAAACAUGAGAGACCUGGGCUUAUGUGACGCAAACCCUAUGUUCUAUGUGGAGUGGUUUUGUGGUCAGGAUUCAAGAUGUUUGACUGAUAAAGACUUUGCAAUGACUACUGCAAAGAAACACAUUGAUGAACAUGUACUUGUAGGAUUAACAGAGGAAUUUACAUAUACACUUGAAGCGCUAGAGAAACUUUUACCUGAAUUCUUUGCAGGAUUUUCUGAGAUUCAAGCUGGUUUAGUUAUUAACCUUAAUACAGGUUUAAACAAAUUAAAAAAUGAAACAGUUUCUCCUGAUUUUGUUGACUCAAUGAAGACAAAAAUGAAAUAUUCGUAUGAAAUAUAUGGGUAUGUGAAGCAGAAAUUUCAUUUAACAUUACAGAGAUUAAAUAUAACUAAAUCUAGGACCUGAGUUUUGGGUUUUUUAUCUUGGAAAUGUUUAUAACUUAUAACUGAAAGGUGAAAUGAGGCAUCAUUAACAGGUGAGAUGAUUAGGUUAAAGGAGGUAGAGGUAUCUAACUACAUUUGGACUUCAUUCAUGUCUGAAAAAAUUAAUUCCAGUAAACUUUUGGGGAGACAGUUACCCUGUUUGCCGAAUGCCUGGAUAUGCCUAUGUACUCUUAUUGACAAAUCCAAGUGACAGAAAUAAUUACAGGUUGACUUGCUCAAUUUUCAAAUACUUUAUAACCCUUACUAUCACACUGUAAUAAUAAUUAACCCGAGUAUCAGACAUAAAAAACAUAUUGACUUGAUUAACCUAUCAAUAUAUGAGGCCAAUACAAUAAAUUGUUUAGUAACCAAUUU